AUGACAACUUUUGAUUUUUCCGACGUGGAGGCAUUUUUGGAUUGCCAUCCGGAGCUUUUUGAGGAAUAUCUCGUCAGGAAGGGAAAAUGUGACACCCUUAGCAGGUGGCUCAAAGAGCAUCCGCCGUCCAAAACCUCUCCGGCGGAGGAGAAACGCGGGGUCGCGAGGGAUCCCUUCUGGCCCACGAACCCCGACGGACUGAAGCGCAGAUCGUCCCACAUGGAGCUCCGCAGGAACUUCGCCCGCUCCAAAGCGAUGACGGCGCACCGGACCUACGACGAGCACAUCAGUCUCACGGCUCACGAGUCCCAGUCGAGUAUGCGACGGCGCGCGCUGCUGCGGAAAGCCAGUUCGUUACCGCCGACUACGGCGCACAUCUUGAGCGCGCUGCUCGAGUCCCGGGUGAACGUGCCUCAGUAUGCCUCCAGCGCCAUUGACUACAAAUACAGACUCAAAGAGUCCAACGAGAGGGAGUUCUUCCUCGAGCUGGUUAAGGACAUUUCUAACGAACUUGACAUGACGAACCUCAGCUACAAGAUUCUUAUCAAUGUGUGCAUCAUGGUAAACGCAGACAGGUGUUCGCUUUUCCUAGUAGAGGGACCGUCUCAUAAGAGGACACUGGUGUCCAAGUUUUUUGAUGUGCACUCGGGUACGACGGUGCGACCCUCCUCAAGCACUCUGGACUCAAACGAGGUGCAGGUUCCGUGGGGAAAAGGCAUCAUAGGUUAUGUAGCAGAACACGGAGAAACCGUCAACAUCCCGAACGCAUACGAGGACCAUCGGUUCAGUGAUGAAAUUGACAAACUGACGGGCUAUAAGACUCAGUCCAUUCUGUGCAUGGCCAUCUCCAACAGUGACGGUGAAGUCAUCGGUGUAGUGCAGGCCAUCAACAAGAACCCCAGCGGAACUCCAUUCACCGAAGACAAUGAGAAGGUGCUUCAAAUGUAUCUACCAUUCUGUGGAAUAUCGAUCUCCAACGCCAAACUCUUCUCUGAAUCCCGCAAGGAGUAUGAGAGGAGCAGGGCUCUGCUGGAGGUGGUGAAUGAUCUUUUUGAGGAGCAGACGGACCUGGAGAAGAUUGUGAGAAAGAUCAUGCAGCGUGCGCUGACAUUGCUGCAGUGUGAGCGCUGCUCGGUGCUACUGCUAGAAGACAUCCACUCUCCUGUAGUAAAGUUCUCCCAGACGUUUGAGCUCAUGUCUCCACUGUGCAGCGUUGAUCAUGACAUCAGCAUGGAGAAGGUGUCUUGCUCGGACUGGCUGAUCAAUAACAGCAUUGCUGAGUUGGUAGCAUCAACCGGGCUGCCUGUUAACAUCAGUGAUGUCUGUCAGGAUCCCCGCUUUGAUGCUGAGGCGGACCAGGCUUCUGGUUUUCAUAUCAGAUCAGUUUUAUGCGUCCCCAUCUGGAAUCGGACACAUCAGAUUAUUGGUGUUGCCCAGAUUCUGAAUCGCUUGGACAGGAAGACAUUUAAUGAUGCGGAUCAAAGGUUAUUUGAGGCAUUUGUUAUUUUCUGUGGUCUGGGCAUUAACAACACAAUGAUGUAUAACCAGGUUAAAAAGACUUGGGCCAAGCAGUCUGUGGCUCUAGAUAUGCUGUCUUAUCAUGCUACAUGCUCCAAGGCAGAGGUUGAUCGACUGAAGGCUGCUAAGAUUCCCCUAAGCAGUGAGCUCGGGAUCGAUGAGUUCCACUUUAAUGACUUUUCUCUGGACAACGACGCCAUGAUCACUGCCUCCCUGCGGAUGUUUUUGGAGCUCGGUGUCGUGCAGAAAUUCAAAAUUGAUUAUGAGGUGCUGUGCCGCUGGCUGCUUACCGUGAGGAAGAACUACCGCACCGUAGCCUAUCACAACUGGAGGCAUGCCUUCAACGUCUCGCAGUGCAUGUUUGUUAUGAUCACCACUGCUGGGUUCCAGGAGGUGCUGACAGACACAGAGACUCUUGCGCUUAUGGUUGGGUGUUUCUGCCAUGACCUGGAUCAUCGUGGUACAAACAACGCCUUUCAGGCAAAGUCUGGGUCAGCACUAGCGCUGCUGUAUGGAACAUCUGCCACACUUGAGCAUCAUCAUUUCAACCACGCCGUCAUGAUCCUGCAGAGUGAGGGUCACAACAUUUUUGCUAAUCUGUCCUCCAAAGAGUACAGCAACAUGAUGCAGCUACUGAAACAGGCCAUUCUGUCCACAGAUCUCACCUUGUACUUCAAAAGAAGAACCAAGUUCUUUGAGUGUGUUUUGUCGGGACAGUUCAGUUGGAGUAAUGAAGAACAUAGAGACAUGUUCAGAUCUAUGCUGAUGACUGCGUGCGACUUGGGUGCCGUGACUCGACCAUGGGAGAUCUCAAAACAGGUGGCUGAAUUGGUGACCAGUGAAUUCUUUGAACAAGGUGACAGGGAAAGAUCAGAGCUGAAGUUGACACCGGCUGCCAUUUUUGAUCGCAAUCGUAAAGAUGAGCUUCCUGUGCUUCAGUUAGAAUGGAUUGAUGGAAUUUGCAAGCCAUUAUAUGAGGCUCUUGUGAAGUUGAAUAGGAAGCUUCAGCCGAUGGUAGAUGGAAUUGAUGCCAACCGAAAGAAGUGGGAGGAGCUUUGUCGGUCCUAUCAGCAAACACGGAGAGCCUCCGAGUGCAUCUCCAGUCUGGAGGCAGGAGAGACAGAAUCAACUCAGAGUUCAGACUCCACCCACGAGUCAGAAUCAAGUCAGAGUGAGGUGACCAAUCAGAGCGAAGACUCCACCCACCAUGUGGAGCCAAAUCAAGCCACGGUAGCCAAUUACAAAUAAGAGGCGUGAUGUGGCGAUUAAAGGACGGCCCACUGAGUCAGGGGUUCUCAAACUACUUUUUCCCGAACCUCUUAUACGUUGAGUUAAUAUAUUAAUAUUCUAACCACAGAUUUACAUAUUCACAAUUAUCUGAUGUUGGUUAAUGGUCAAAUGACUUUAUUUAACAAACUUUUUUUCAAUAAAUGUUUUAUUUUAAAAUUAUUUAUAUACAGGGCUGCACAAAUUGUCCAAAAAAUAUACUGAAUUAUUUUAAGAGUGAUAUCUCAUUUGAAAACAUAUUAUAUUGCUGCUGAUGAGACUCUUUCAGGGUCUUUAUUAUUACUAUUAUUAUUUUAUUAUUAUUAGUGUUAACACAAAUUAUAAAAAUGAAGUCAUAAAUGAUUGAUAAUUUUACACUAACUUUUUAAUUUCAAAAGUCUUAAUUAAAUUGCAGCCUUGGAUAAUCACACUAAGAUAAAUCAUGAUUUCUAUUUAAUUUUGAUGAUGUAUGCAGCACCAUUUAUUUAUUUAUUGAAAUUUUAGAUUUGAUUUAAUUAAUUAUUAGCUAAAUCAACUCAUGAACCCCCGGGGUUUCUAAAACCCACAUUUGAGAAACCCUGAACCGAGUAAUGACGACUGACAGCUUUCUUAUGUUUGUAUAUGAAAAAAUGUGUUGCUAACUAAACUUUUUUAUGUGGGCUGCUUUGAGAUUGACAGUAUUUCUAUUGAAAUUACUUCAAGCAUUUACAGCACAAUUUAAAAACAUUAUAAAAUGACUGGUUUUAAAUAUAAAAUAUUUAUUAAGAACCCAUAUUUUUGAGAUUUUAUCUCCGAAAAAAAUAUAUAUAAUGGAAUAUGUGACAAAACUGUGAAUACGUGCAGGAAGUUCAGGUGCACAAAAAUUGAAUGUGAGAAAUAGCAGUAAAAUGUUUCAAAUGCUCAGAUGUUGUUCAGUGAGUCUGUGCUGCUAUAUUGCAAGUUACAAGUUUGCUUUCACAAAGCCUGGCAUUACAUAAAGAUAAAACAGAGUUGCUGAUAGGAUUCGUAUGCUUCAGAUGCGGAAACUGAGCAUGAUUUGAUGAAUGUAUAAAAAUGAAUAUCACUGUGAUCUUUUGCUGUUGUUUCUUUAGACUUGCAUGGAAGCACUGGGACACUGUUAUAACUGCUGAUUGUGCUAUAAUUUUAUAUUGAGCAUUAUACAUGCGCAUUGUUGAAUGUUUGUGUAUGCAUCUGUAGUCUCAUGUACCUGUCAAAACAGAAUAGGCUACAUUACUACAACAUUCACUGUGAAAAAUACAGUAAAUGUAGAUUUAUCGCACAAGAUUGCAUAUCAGCUGUUCAAGUGGCAAACAGAAGAUUAUCCAGAAUGAAUGUGAAGUCAUCUGUUUUAAACCAGCUAUUAGGGAUUCGUCCUUGAUCGCUGAUUCCUAAGAUGAACCAAAGUCAAUUCUCACAAUACUAAAAACCUGAAUUUGUUGCAUGCAAAAUUGAAACCUGUUGUUGGCAUGUGAGUUUUAGUUUGUUACGUUACAAUUUAGUAUGUGAACUUUGUGUUUUUGAAAGCAUUACAAAUGCUAUGAAAUGCAUGCUGCAGAGCUUUGACAACAGCAGCUUUCUGCUUUAAAUGGGAGUUAAACUCUCAGUUUGUGUUGCAGUCAUGCUACUAAUGUUUUUUUCUUAUGUGCACACAGUCAGAUUAUGCUCUUUCAGUUCAGUCUGUCUGCCUUAUUCAAAUGAAAUGUAAUUAUUUUUGCAUUUAUUAUGAAUUUACAUUUUAAAAAAGAAAAGAAAACCAUUUAUAUUCAUACACUAAAAAAGAAGGCCACAAAUAGCUUUAUAUUUUAUUAGCUGACAUAAAAUGCUCAUAUAUCUAUGGAAGCUUGUUUCCGACCACAUAAAAAAAAAAAAAAAAAAAAGUAACACUUUAUUUUAAGGUCAUUUUUCACGUUACAUGUACUUACUAUUAUAAUAAAAAUUAAUUAUGCAUAAUUACAUGCAAGUAACCCUAAGCCAAACCCUAAUCAUAUAGUGAAUACAUGUAGUUAAUUAAUAUUACUAUAAUUACACUGUAACAAGGACACCUUAAAAUAAAGUGUAACCUUAAUAUUAUUUUAUAAAAUAAUAUUUUUUUUAAAUAAUAUUUUAUAAAUAAAUGUAAAAGGUAAUUGCGACUUUUUCUUUCACAGUUUGGACUUUUUCCUUACAAUUCUGCGCUUAUAUAUAUCAACAAAUCACAAAAAUCAAAAUGGCAAGAUAUAAACUCAAAUAUAUUCUGAGCAAAAAUGGUCAGAAUUGUGAGAUAUCAACUUGCAAUUGUGAGGAAAAAAGUAGCAAUUCACUUUUCUUUUCUUUUUUUUUACUCUUGUGACAAAAAUAAAAAUGGCAAGCAUUAUGAAAUGUAAACCUCGACUGAAAAAGAGUCAGAAUUCUGCAUUUAUACAGUAUUUUGCCAUUCUGAAUUUAUAUCUCAUAAUUCUGCUUUUUGCUUGCACCACAGAAUACAAAAUAAAAUUAACUGCGACUUUUAUUUUUCUCAGAAUUGCAGGAAAAAGUCAGAAUUGAGCAAUAUAAAGUCGCAGUUUCUUUUUUUUCUUUUUUUAUUCCAUGGUAACAAAACAGGCUUCCAUAUAUAUCAUACUUGGUGCCUCAGUCUGUCUCUUUUUUAGAGAGAUUCUCAUCCUGUAUUUCAGUGGAUCAUAUAUCUAUCAAAUGCCACAUGAUAUACUGUGCAGUUUGUAAGGGGUACACACACAGGGUCUUUUCUUGCCAGACUGAUUGCUAGUCAUAUUCCUCAGGCUGUUUUGUAA
Messenger RNA from Onychostoma macrolepis, 5552 nucleotides. RefSeq names its product phosphodiesterase 11a, like (gene pde11al). Gene Ontology annotation, molecular function: protein binding; 3',5'-cyclic-nucleotide phosphodiesterase activity. The transcript has 20 exons. Gene Ontology annotation, biological process: signal transduction. The record is from RefSeq and is a predicted model, not a curated record. NCBI's taxonomy places the organism in Eukaryota, Metazoa, Chordata, Actinopteri, Cypriniformes, Cyprinidae. The coding region runs from base 1 to 2766 and encodes 921 amino acids.